Molecule: messenger RNA, 874 nt
Organism: Euleptes europaea (tarantolino)
Lineage: Eukaryota; Metazoa; Chordata; Lepidosauria; Squamata; Sphaerodactylidae
Product: dual specificity protein phosphatase 14-like
Exons: 1
Coding region: 18-659 (213 amino acids)
Biological process (GO): protein dephosphorylation
Molecular function (GO): MAP kinase tyrosine/serine/threonine phosphatase activity
Source: RefSeq, a predicted model, not a curated record
UCUUCUCCACAGCUGUUAUGUACGCUGAACCAUCCACCAUGAAUUUCCGGAACCACGGCUUUUUCCGCCGUUCUCCGCCCCCUUCAGUGACCAAACCGUCCCCUACCGCUGGGAACGCUUUGUCUGUCUUAGGAGGCAUCGCCCAGAUCUCACCCUGCCUCUACCUCUGCUCUGGCAACGCAGCGUCCAACAGACAUCUGGUCUACUCCAGGGCAGUGACGUGCGUCGUGAAUGCGACGAUGGAAAUCCCCAACACCAACUGGCCAGAUAUUGACUACGUCAAGGUGCCCGUCCCUGACCUCCCUCACGCCCCGCUGUCCUUGUACUUUGAUUCUGUGGCUGAUAGGAUACACCAGACAGGGAAGAAGAACGGAAGAACCCUUGUCCAUUGUGUGGCGGGUGUAAGUAGGUCCGCCUCCCUCUGCAUUGCCUAUUUAAUGAAGUACCACCGGUUGAGUCUCUUGGAUGCCCACGAGUGGGUGAAGAGCAGGCGACCCGUCGUGAGGCCCAACGUAGGCUUCUGGAGGCAACUAAUUGAAUACGAACGCAAGCUGUUCGGCAAGAACACUGUCAAGAUGGUGCCCUCGCCCAUCGGGUUAGUCCCGGAUGUCUACGAGAAGGAGACCCGUGGGCUGGUCCCCUUGUGGAACUUGAGAUAGACACUGGGUGGCUUUGGGAAGAUGGUUGGGCGGGCAGUGGGCUGGCUGGACUUAGGAUCAAAAUGUUCCACCAGGGUAGGACCUUGGUAUGACCUUCCAACAUGGUGGACCUUGAUAAGAAAAAUCUGUUAUGGUUAGUCUUUUUGUAAAGCCUUGCAAUAUUAGAUCAUGGAAAAGAAUCGAAUUACUUGGGCCUUCCAGUGUGGUAGGCUUUU